CUCACCAUCGACACAAACACAGUAAACAGAAAGAUCAAACUGUCUGACAACAACAGGAAGGGGACACAUGUGGAGGAGGAUCAGUCAUAUCCUGAUCAUCCAGACAGAUUUAACCCGUGUCCUCAGCUGCUGUGUAGUAAUGGUCUGACUGGUCGCUGUUACUGGGAGGUCGAGUGGAGAGGAAGGGUUGAUAUAUCAGUGAGUUACAGAAAAAUCAGAAGGAAAGGAGACAGAGAAAACUGUUUGUUUGGAUGGAACGAUCAGUCCUGGAGUUUGAUCUGCUCUGAUGAUGGUUACUCUGUCUGCUACAAUAACAGAAAGACACCUGUCACCUCCUCCUCCUCCUCUUCAUCAUCUUCCUCUGUCUCUGACAGAGUAGCAGUGUAUGUGGACUGUCCUGCUGGCUCUCUGUCCUUCUACAGAGUCUCCUCUGACUCACUGAUCUACCUCUACACCUUCAACACCACAUUCACUGAACCUCUGUAUCCUGGGUUUGGAGUCUGGUAUUCUGGUUCCUCAGUGUCUGUGUGUAGAGUGUAG
Messenger RNA from Toxotes jaculatrix (banded archerfish), 540 nucleotides. RefSeq names its product neoverrucotoxin subunit alpha-like. NCBI's taxonomy places the organism in Eukaryota, Metazoa, Chordata, Actinopteri, Toxotidae. Gene Ontology annotation, molecular function: protein binding. The annotation marks the transcript as partial. The transcript has a single exon. The record is from RefSeq and is a predicted model, not a curated record.